Molecule: messenger RNA, 582 nt
Organism: Elgaria multicarinata webbii
Lineage: Eukaryota; Metazoa; Chordata; Lepidosauria; Squamata; Anguidae
Gene: FABP3
Product: fatty acid binding protein 3
Exons: 5
Coding region: 24-425 (133 amino acids)
Biological process (GO): long-chain fatty acid transport
Cellular component (GO): cytosol; nucleus
Molecular function (GO): long-chain fatty acid binding
Source: RefSeq, a predicted model, not a curated record
UCGCUCGCUCGCGCUCCCCAGCCAUGGCCGAAGAGUUCGCCGGCGUCUGGAAUUUGGUCGAGAGCCGCAAUUUCGAUGGUUACAUGAAAGCGAUCGAGGUGGGCUUUGCCACAAGGCAGAUCGCAAACAUGACCAAACCCACCACCAUUAUCGAGGUUGACUCUGACAAGUUCACCAUCAAGACCCAGAGCGCGUUCAAGAGCACAGAGAUCAUCUUCAAACUGGGAGAACAAUUUGAUGAGAUCACAGCAGAUGACAGACACGUCAAGUCGCUUGUGACGCUAGAAGGAGGGAAACUUGUCCAUGUGCAGAAAUGGGCCGGAAAGGAGACCACCCUCAUCCGAGAACUGAAGGAUGGAAAACUAAUUUUGACUCUGACAAUGGGCGACGUAACCUGCACUCGUACCUACCAAAAAGCAGAAUAGAGCCUCCCGACCGUUUUCUACAAGUGGUUACCCAAUGCCAAACGUGCUGCCAAAUCGUCUGCAUGGUGUUUCUCCUCCCCCCACAGUGUUUUUUGUAUAAUUAUUGCUCUUUUUGAACCCAUUCAGUAUCCAGCUUUUGCUCUCUACACAGUUGCCC